UCCAGAUGGACUGCGGAAAUGCACGUGGUUUCUAGUUGUUUCUUUCUGGACGUUCAGUUAAACCCAGCAUGUUAACAACAACGGCCAAAUCCAGAAUGAGUUAAUUUAGUAACCUUACAUCGCCCAGGUUUGGAAAUGAAUUUCGCUUUCACCUGGUCUCCUGGUCAUGGAUGACGUGUGAUCGUUUAUCAGAUUAUUUUUCAUAAUUUACCUUCGCGUGUCCAAAUGAUGAUGACCAGACGUAUAAUAAUGCAAAGGAAGUGCAAACUGGGAUUGUCGAUCGCUCUCUGGCUUGUCAGUGUUGGUCUCAUAUGUGCCCACAACGAGAAGUCACCAACAGCCCUGUCUAUCAAAGAAGGCUCUGAUGAUCAUAGCAAGGGUGAAGAAACAUUAUUAGAGGAUGAGGAUUCUGAGGAUUUGGAGGUGUUUAGACCUACAGACAAGUGGCAAACUCUCAAACCAGGUCAAGCAGUUCCAGCAGGCUCCCAUGUCAGAUUAAAUCUUCAGACAGGCCACAGAGAGGUCAAGAUUGGAGAGGAGGCUGGUCUCAAAUACAGGAGUGAUGGAAAUAGGCAAGGGACGAUGAACAUGCACGGCUCGUCAUUCACAGCUGAGGAGUUGAAAGAGGCUUUGAAAAAGUUUAAAGAAGGAAUGGAUGAUCUGGUGGACACGAAAGAUGAGGAUGCAGUGAGGGCUCAAUUUCGCCCCAUCGAAGAGCUGAAAAAAGACAUGGAGGCACUUGACAUGCUUGUGGAGACAGACGUUCAAGUUAUGAGGAGGCUUUUAAACCAAUUUAAUAAUACCAACAGCACAAACGAGGAAAAAAUCACAGCUCUCCUUGACUUGGAGUACCUUGUGCACCAGGUAGAUAAUGCCCGAAAUUUGGUGUCCAUGGGAGGAAUGCAAUUGGUUAUAAAUGUUUUAAACAGCACAGACAUUCGUCUCCAAGAGAGUGCUGCCUUUGUGCUUGGAUCUGCUGUUUCGAGUAAUCCAUCAGUGCAAGUUGAGGCAAUAGAAGGAGGUGCGUUACAGAAACUGUUGACAUUGCUUGCCACUCAGCGACCAAUAACGGUAAAGAAAAAGGUGUUAUUUGCCGUGGCCUCUCUCCUGCGUCACUUCCCGUUUGCUCAAAGUCACUUUUUGAAGCUUGGUGGUGUGCAGGUGCUCAGCGAACUGUUUCAAACACCGGGGACGGAACCUCUGCGCGUGAGAAUCAUAACGGUGCUCUACGAUAUGAUCAUUGAGAAGGAGUUGAUAUCUCAGGUGGGAAUGGACAUUAUACCAGAUUCGUCUCAUCAGGAACGCUUGCGACAGUAUGCUGAAGUUUCCCUCCUGCCCAUGUUGGUGGAGCAGGGAUGGUGCAGGCUGGUGCCUGAGCUUUUAGAGUCACCUGAGCAUGACUACAGAGAGAAGGCUCUGCGCACUCUGCUUGCCAUGAUGGCUCAGUGUCAGACUCAAUAUAAACAGAAUCCCGCAUUGACAGCCUCUCUGAGUGAACUUCAAAAACAGUACCAAGAACUGGUGCUCACAGAACAGGACGUAGGAGAGCAGGACGGUUAUUUUUCAGAGAUACUGGCACUUGUGGACUCUAUGGUGGUUAAAAUGCGACAGGUAUAAAUUGGUGCUGCUGCUGCUUUCUUUGGGACACAGUGAACUAAUAAAAUAAUUGAGUUGUAAAUGA
Puntigrus tetrazona (Sumatra barb) is the source of this 1681-nucleotide messenger RNA. RefSeq names its product SIL1 nucleotide exchange factor (gene sil1). The transcript is spliced from 10 exons. The coding region runs from base 226 to 1617 and encodes 463 amino acids. NCBI's taxonomy places the organism in Eukaryota, Metazoa, Chordata, Actinopteri, Cypriniformes, Cyprinidae. The record is from RefSeq and is a predicted model, not a curated record.